Molecule: messenger RNA, 3642 nt
Organism: Topomyia yanbarensis
Lineage: Eukaryota; Metazoa; Arthropoda; Insecta; Diptera; Culicidae
Exons: 2
Coding region: 1-3642 (1213 amino acids)
Source: RefSeq, a predicted model, not a curated record
AUGUCGGACCCCAUUUCUAUCACCGGUGCGGGAAAUGAGCUGGAUUUGACGCUGACUCCGUGCGCUGUCUGUAGCCAAACUUCCACCGAAAAUGAAGCGAUGGUAGGCUGCGACGGUUGCAACCGUUGGUUCCACUACCGAUGCGUCGGAGUGACCUCAGCGGUGAAAAAGGAGAAGAGGUGGUACUGCACUGAUGGUGUUUAUCAAGUGCUUGCUCAAGAGUACCUGAAGAACAAAAGGCCUCGGCCGAAGAAGACAUCGGAGUCGUCGGAAGCUUCCGUUUCGAAAUCAGGUACGCUCACUCUAGAGCAGAGACGAAAGGCUUUGCAAGAAAAGCAAAGGCGUCUUGAGCAGGAGCUCGAAGAUGAGAUGUUGCUGAAAGAGGAAGAGAGCAACAUGGAGCGUGCGUUAGAGAAAAAGCGAAUGCUUUUCGAGGAGAAAAUGCGCCAAAAGGAGCUGCAGGAAAGGAGCAUCCUUUAUGCAGAAGCGUUGCGGAAGAAGCAGGAGCAUAUAAUGCGGAUGAAGUCCAACCAGAGCUCAUUUGAGAAGGCGAUGGCUGCUCUGGAUGAAGAGCUAAAAAAAGUCAAAGUUGAGAACGUUAAACCGCUAAAAGUUUCCAACGUCGAGCAGUUGGAAAAAGAUGCCGGUGAAAGCGAUACUGCUUUGGAAAGCGACGAAGAAGACCAACCUUGUUCGGUAAUUUCGGAGAUUCAAUCUGCGAAAAGCGUCGAACGUACUCGGAAACGAUCUGAGCAAGCAAACGAUGGAAGCCAAUACGGGCUGGGGCAACAUCGGACCGGGCCGACGAAAGCUCAGUUGGCAGCUAGAAAUGGGAUUACCAAAAAGCUUCCCUGCUUUUCCGGAAAACCAGAAGAGUGGCCACUGUUUUUCGGUACGUAUCAAGCCUCGAACGAAGCCUGCGGCUACACCGAUGUCGAGAACCUUGUGCGACUGCAGGAGAGCCUUAAGGGACCGGCCCUAGAGUGGGUGCGCGGCCAACUAAUUCUUCCGCAGACCGUUCCGAGGGUAAUUAUCAAGCUGCAACAGCUGUACGGUCGUCCGGAACAAUUGCUACAGAGCCACCUGGAGAAAGUCCGCAAACUGGAGUCGCCGAGAGCUGAUAAGCUUGCCAGCUUCAUCCCUUUCGGGAACGCUGUGGAGCAACUGUGCGAACAUCUGGAAGCAGCAAAUCUCAAGCAGCACCUCGUAAAUCCGCUGCUUAUCCAGGAUCUCGUCGACAAGCUUCCUGACAGUGAAAAACGACAGUGGGUUCGCUUCAAGCGGUGCGCCGAUGAAGUAACAUUGAGGACAUUCACAGAGUUUCUGUCAGAAAUAGUGGCGGACGCUUGCGAAGCGAAUGUAAGCAUGGAGUACAAGCUCGCGACUAAACCUGCAAGCGGUGGCCAGUUCGGGAGAGAACACGCAAAAGGGAGAGGAGCAAUGUACUACCAUAGUGAAGAGGAGAACUUGGAUGAAACCGCGAACGUCGAGCGGACAAGCUUUCGGCCGUGCAAAGUGUGUCAGUGUACUGACCAUCGUCUGCGGCAUUGUGCAGAGUUUAAGAAAUUACGAUAUGUUGACCGGCUGAAGGUUGUGAAUCACUGGAAACUUUGCUGUGUUUGUCUGAAUGACCACAGCGGACGGUGCGGUUUCAAAAUACAGUGCAAUGUGGGAGAAUGCAGAGAACGACACAAUCCGUUGAUGCAUCCGGUGAAUACCGUGGUUGGUAUAAGUGCUCACAUCUGGAAUCAAACGAAAGUUAUGUUUCGAAUGAUUCCCGCUCAGUUGCACUUUGGAGGGCGAUCGAUUACGGUACUGGCGUUUUUGGACGAAGGAGCGUCCGUUACACUCAUCGAGAAAAGGAUGGCAGAUCGUCUUGGACUUGUGGGUGUCCCGGAGAAGCUGACCAUUAAGUGGACAGCAGAUAUCACGCGAGUGGAGAAGGAUUCCAGCCGGAUGAAUGUGUGGGCAUCGGCAGUCGGAAGUAAGGACAAGGUGCUGCUGCACACGGUUCGAACGGUAGAGAAUCUGAUGUUGCCGCAUCAAAAACUGGACUCCAAGGAGAUUGCAACCCAGUUCAAGCACAUGCGGGGAUUACCGAUCGCGUCGUACGAUGGACAACCCGGAAUACUUAUAGGGCUCAACAAUGUGCAUUCAUUUGUGCCGUUGGAAGCGAAGAUCGGUGCGACUGCAGAGCCAAUAGCGGUGAAGUGCAAACUUGGAUGGACUGUGUACGGCCCGAGACAGUCGAACACUGCUUUUGAUGGUGGGUAUAUGGGUUAUCACCACGAAGUAAGCAACGAGGCCCUGCAUGACCUGCUGAAAAGCCACUACGCUCUGGAGGAAUCGGUCGUGGCGGUCGCGCAGGAAUCGGCAGAGGAUAAACGAGCGCGAGAGAUAAUGGAGCGGACCACAAAAAGGGUGGGAAAUCGCUUCGAGACCGGACUACUGUGGAGGACAGAUGAUCCACGAUUUCCGGACAGCUUUCCGAUGGCUCUGCACAGGAUGAAGCAGCUGGAGAAAAAACUGGAGAGAAAUCCGGAGUUGCACAAGAACGUUUGUCGGCAGAUAGAAGAGUUUCAGCAGAAAGGAUAUGCACACCUGGCAACUGCAGAAGAAUUGAUCCGUACGGAAACAGAUAAGGUGUGGUACCUACCGUUGAAUGUGGUGACAAAUCCCAGAAAGCCUGGCAAAGUGCGCUUGGUAUGGGACGCCGCAGCUUCGGUGCAAGGAGUGUCACUCAACACGCAGCUACUGACGGGACCCGACUUGCUGAUUCCACUGGUGCAAGUGAUAGUAGGUUUCCGGGAGCGACGGAUUGCAUUCGGUGGCGAUCUUCGAGAAAUGUACCACCAGGUGAAGAUCGUCGAACGCGACAGACAGGCUCAACGCUUCGUGUUCCGGAAGAAUUUCGGGGAGAAGCCAAGCAUUUUUGUAAUGGACGUUGCGACGUUUGGCUCUACAUGCUCUCCUAGUUCGGCACAGUACAUCAAAAACAAGAACGCAGAAGAACACGCUGUUCAAUAUCCAGAGGCGGCAGCGGCCAUAAUCCAUCGUCACUACGUCGACGAUUAUUUCGACAGUGUCGACACCGUCGAAGAGGCCAUCAACCGGGCGAUGCAGGUGCGUACAAUUCACAAAAAUGGUGGGUUUGAAAUCCGGAACUGGGUUUCCAAUGUACCUGAAGUUCUCCGAAUGCUGGGGGAAGAAAAGCAAGUCACGCCAGUACACUUUGGUCGGGACAAGCAGAGUUGCAGUGAACGAGUUCUUGGCAUCAUUUGGGAUCCAAACAUGGAUGAGUUUUCCUUCUCUACGCUGCACCGUCCGGAGAUGAUGGCGUACUUAUGCAACGAGAAACGACCCACGAAGCAGAUUGCAUUAAGCUGCGUGAUGGGAUUCUUUGACCCGAUGGGAUUGCUGUCUCCUUUCACAAUCCACGGCAAAAUAAUCAUCCAGCACCUCUGGCGAUUGGGCUGCGAUUGGAAGCAGGAGAUCGACGACGAGAGCUGGCGCUUAUGGAAGCGAUGGACUGGCCUGCUGCCAGAGGUGGAUGCAGUUCGGAUCACACGCUGCUACCUCGGGAAUGCUGCGUCUUCAGCCGUUGAGUCGCUGGAACUUCACAUCUUUACUGAUGCCACUUAG